AUGACCACACGCCCACAGGCUCACACGUUCACACGCCCAGACGCCCACUCGUCCACACGUCCACACGCCCAGACGCCCACACGUCUACAUGUCCACACGCCCACACGUCCACUCGACCACACGUCUACACGCCCGCACGUCCAGACGCCCACUCGUCCACACGUCCACACGUCCACACGCCCAGACGCCCACACGCCCACACGUCUACAUGUCCACACGCCCACACGUCCACUCGACUACACGUCCACACGCCCGCACGUCCACACGUCCACUCGUCAAUUCUUCUCAGCCUAG
Haliotis rufescens (red abalone) is the source of this 294-nucleotide messenger RNA. RefSeq lists its product as uncharacterized. The coding region runs from base 1 to 294 and encodes 97 amino acids. NCBI's taxonomy places the organism in Eukaryota, Metazoa, Mollusca, Gastropoda, Lepetellida, Haliotidae. The record is from RefSeq and is a predicted model, not a curated record. The transcript has a single exon.